CUAUGUCAAUCUCAAGACGACCUUGAUAUUCAAUGGGCUGUGAAAGUCUACUUAUUUAUAAACUUAUAGAAAGGUACCUGUAAAUAGGCAGGUGGUACCUAGGUGGUAAGUAGGUACAAACAAUAAAAACAAAACACUCUGUUGUUAAUUGCAGGUACCUUGAAAAUUAAAAUAAACACGGAGAUCCCAACGAUGCUUUUAAGUAUUGAGCUCGGAAACUUAGGUCUAGUGGUCGCAUUGGGUUCGAUGCUCGGGACAUGCGUGCCGAAAUCAGUUUGUAGUUUUUUAAUAAGACAAGCUGACAUCUCGUAGUUGGCCGUGAUACAUCAUUACAACGUCAUGUCUAAAAUCCGUCAAUCAUCCGUCUAAAAUCCUACUCAUCUGCAGCCCAUAAAUCACACAAAAAUGCUAGAAAGUACAAGGUAAAAAAUAAACAACAAUGAAUGAAUUAAUAAAACUUCCAUCAUUACGUUUGAUUCCAUUUCUUCCCUAUCGAUCGUGGCGUUAUACUUAAUUAAAUUAACCGUAGCCGCCUCCGUUACGUUAACAGAAACUUAGUAGUGAAAUGAUUGACUGUCAUUGACCUGACCAUCUGCCACGCCCGCCGGCGACGGAGUUCGUUUAAUGUACUGAUUCACAGUUUCCUUUGCAAGGCCGGCGCGCGACCUUGCUAUUUGGUCAGCAAACAGUUUAGCGUAGUGGGGCUUGGACACCGCAAGCAUUUCGUAAUCCCACACAGAUCAACGACAUACACAUACCUACUUAUUACUUCAUACAAUUUUUACUAAAUCCGAGUUCAUCUGCUUUCCUACGCGUACAAGUUAUAAUUCUUCAGCAAAUUGCAUUUUUAUCUUCUUAAUUGAAUACGUAUUUUUAUGGUUGCGUGUGAACGCACAGACAGUAACUAUUAACGUGUAGUAGGUACUCCGCUUUAGUCUCGGAGGGCCUGCGGAGUGAACUGUGUGCUCGUGCCUUAUCGUCAGCUUCACGAAUAACAUAAACAAAGCGGUAUCAUGGAUUACCUAAGUGGUUGGUGCAAAAGCCAGAAACGCUUGGAUGGGUGCACAGUCAUCGUGACGGGCAGUAACACAGGCAUCGGCAAAGAAACCGCCUUCGAUAUGUACCUGAGAGGCGCUCGCGUGAUAAUGGCUUGCCGCAACAUGGAGAAGGCUGCGGCGGCGCGGGCGGAGCUACAGACGCGCGGAGGGACGCAGGCGGGCGCGGGCGAGCUGCUGCCGGAGCAGCUGGACCUGUGCAGCGCGCGCAGCGUGCGGCAGUUCGCGCGCCGCGUGACGUCACGCGGGGAGCGCGCGCGCCUGCUCGUGUGCAACGCCGGCGUCAUGAUGUGUCCGCAGAGCCGCAGCGAGGACGGCUUCGAGACGCACAUCGCCGCCAACCACCUCGGACACGCGCUGCUUUCGCUGCUGCUGUUGCCCACACUCAUACAGAAUGCUCCCUCAAGGAUUGUAUUCGUUUCAUCAUACGUUCAUGCGAAACACGAUCUCGACUUGGAUGACCUGAAUUUCGAACGGAAGCCAUACAACCCGUUCCAAGCUUACUGCAGAAGCAAGGCUGCCAACAUAAUGUUCGCCAGAGCGCUUGCCGAUAAACUAAAGGAACACAACAUAGCAGGAGUUACGACAUACAGCCUGCACCCCGGCGUGAUCCGCACGGAGAUCAGCCGGCACUUCGACGAGGCUAUUGUCUCUGGCACGACGUGGAUGUUUAACAACGUCCUGGGUCCAGUGUUCCUCAAGUCUCCGCAGUGUGGCGCGCAAACUACCGUCUACUGCGCUGUAGAUGAUGCCUGUGCCAAUGAGAGCGGCCUGUAUUACAGUGAGUGUGCGGUGACCAAGCCGUCUAAACAAUGUCAGGACGUAGAUCAAGCUGCCAGACUGUGGGACAUCACAGUAAAAGCCUUGAAACUUAACUUAGAUAAGUAUAAUCCUUUUGGCGACCAGCAUCCUACUGAUGAAGCAUUUAUUUAAGCGUAGUAAAUAUAUUAAAAUUCA
Messenger RNA from Helicoverpa zea (corn earworm), 2012 nucleotides. RefSeq names its product retinol dehydrogenase 11-like. Lineage: Eukaryota; Metazoa; Arthropoda; Insecta; Lepidoptera; Noctuidae. The coding region runs from base 1014 to 1988 and encodes 324 amino acids. The transcript has 6 exons. The record is from RefSeq and is a predicted model, not a curated record.